AGGUGACCCAGCCAUGAAGUUUUUCCUAUUGGCAGCAGCUUGCUUGACUUUGGUGUACGUCGCGGAGGCAUCUAGCGAUUUCGCCAGGUAUAAGUCGCAGUACAGGAAGGAUUACCCAAGCGAUUCCGUCGAACGCUACAGAAAGAAGGUUUACAAACAGAAUGAGAAGUUCGUGAACGAACACAAUGCACGCUACGAGAGAGGAGAAGUUACAUACAAGAUGGCUCUCAACCAUUUGGCAGACAUGCACCCGAGAGAGUUCAUGGCAACGUUCCUUGGGUUCAACAGAUCCCUAAGAGCCACCAACAAAGUCCCGGAAGGCAUCCCUUUCCGUCGCAGCAAAGACGCCGUCAUCCCGCAGGAAUUUGACUGGAGGCAGAAGGGAGCCGUCUCCCCAGUCAAGGACCAAGGACAUUGUGGUUCAUGUUGGGCCUUCAGUUCGACCGGAGCAUUGGAGGCACACACCUUCCUGAAGACAGGAAGGCGGGUAUCCCUCAGUGAACAGAACCUGAUCGAUUGCUCAUUGAACUAUGGCAACAACGGCUGUGAGGGAGGUCUCAUGGAACAAGCCUUCCAAUACGUCAAGGACAAUGAUGGAAUCGAUACUGAAGAGACCUACCCAUACGAAGGAGAGGAUAGUGAAUGCAGGUUCAAGAAAAACAAUGUAGGAGCCACUGACGCUGGAUUCGUGAGCAUCCCCACCGGUGAAGAACAAGUCUUAUUGGAAGCCGUCGCAACUCAAGGUCCACUUUCUGUAGCUAUCGACGCAUCUAACCCCAGUUUCCAAUUCUACUCUGAAGGAGUAUACUUCGAGCCUGAAUGCAGCAGUGUUCAGCUGGAUCAUGGUGUCUUGCUCGUCGGAUACGGCGUAGAGAAGGGUCAGAAGUACUGGUUGGUUAAGAACUCCUGGAGUGAGCAGUGGGGUGAGGACGGUUACAUCAAGAUGGCAAGGAACAAGAACAACAACUGUGGUAUCGCCACUCAGGCGAGCUAUCCAAUCGUCAAAGGCGGUAGGCAAAGCAGUGAAGAGAGUUCAGAUUCUUCUCAGUAAUGGGUCGAUGAUAUCCUAACUUACAGUCUCUGAAACUACAUUUCAUUUCAUAUCUUGUGGUUAAGUACAGAAUAAAGCGAACAAUUUCCUCUCCCUAUUUAUUGUAAUACCCACUUUUUUUAAAUGAAAAAUUU
Messenger RNA from Nezara viridula (southern green stink bug), 1185 nucleotides. The record is from the annotation of a GenBank genome assembly. Lineage: Eukaryota; Metazoa; Arthropoda; Insecta; Hemiptera; Pentatomidae.